This is a messenger RNA of Rotaria sp. Silwood1, 450 nucleotides long. NCBI's taxonomy places the organism in Eukaryota, Metazoa, Rotifera, Eurotatoria, Philodinida, Philodinidae. The record is from the annotation of a GenBank genome assembly.
AUGAAAACACGACGAGAAUUACGAGAAGUCAAAGAGCAACUUCGUGCUUUUCAAAUAAGUGACACUAUAGCAUUAUCUAAUAAUAGAACUAUUCCAGUGAAGACUAUCAGUUUAUUUGUUCAAUAUAAUGGAUUUUUCAAUCAACUAUGUGACAUUCCUCACACAAUGACUGUUGGAGAAUUAUUGGCCAAACUUCGGCAAUUAACUGGAAUUCCAUUUGAUCGUCCAAUACGCAUCCGAGUAUUAAGUGAAGAUGGUUUAACAACAGUCUUUGUACUUUAUAAAGAACUUAAUCGAACAUUAGAAUCAUAUAAUGAUUUUUUAAAAGCUCGAAUGAUUUUAAGUAUUGAAGAUAAUGAUGUUGAUAAUGAUGAAGAACAAUAUUUAGAACGAUCUUCAAGUACAACUAGUAGUGAACGAACUUAUUCAUUUGACGAAUCUGAUGUGUAA